AUGGCAGGCGUAGCAAUCAGCGAUGAUGUUGUCCAAUCCUUCAACAACAUGAAGCUCAAGAAGGAAGAUACUCCAUCACAAGCUAUUAAAUUCAAAAUGUCCAACGAUUUGAAGUCAGUUGAAGUUUUGGAAAAGGUCCCAAAGGGAACUUCAUAUGAUGAUAUUGUUGCUUCUCUCCCUGAAGAUGAUUGUUUGUAUGCUGUUGUUGAUUUCCACUAUGAUAACGAGGAUGGUCACCGUGAGAAGAUGAUUUUCAUCAACUGGGCUCCAGUCAAGGCUCCAAUCAAGAAGAAGAUGGUCUACGCUGCUACUAAAGGAAGUGUGAAGGAUAAGUUGGUUGGUAUUUCAUUGGAAAUUCAAGCUACCGAUAAGAGUGAAGUUGAUUCCAAGACUGUUAUUGAUAAGUGCAACCUCAUUUCUAAAUAA
Naegleria lovaniensis is the source of this 426-nucleotide messenger RNA. RefSeq lists its product as uncharacterized. Lineage: Eukaryota; Heterolobosea; Eutetramitea; Acrasida; Naegleriidae. The coding region runs from base 1 to 426 and encodes 141 amino acids. Gene Ontology annotation, cellular component: cytoplasm; actin cytoskeleton; actin cortical patch. Gene Ontology annotation, molecular function: actin filament binding. The transcript has a single exon. The record is from RefSeq and is a predicted model, not a curated record. Gene Ontology annotation, biological process: actin filament severing; cell motility; actin filament depolymerization.